GUAGUAAUAUUUUUCUAAUGGCAUGGCAAUAUCAAAAAAUUCGUUCAAGUAAAAAAAUUCACAAUGGCAGACGCGAAGCAAGGUAAAACACCAAUGGAGGACUUUUGCAAUGGAUCAUCGCAGUCACGGGUGGUGUUGGCUAAACCCCGUUUAGGAGGUUUUGGCUCCUCAAGUUUUGGGUCUAGUUCUUCAGGCACCAGUAAAAGCUGCAAUCCAUUUGGCUCAGUGUUGCGUCCACCGCAGCUCAAACCUGGCACUAAUCCUUUCCUCAAAGUCAAUGAGCCGUCUGAAGACCCAGAAAAGAAAACGGAACCUGAAAAUGCAGAUGACAGAUUAAAAGAAACAAAAGAGGAGACUGAAGUCCCAAAGUUUGUUCCACUGGGUUCCAACGUGCCUCCUAGAGCUGCCAAUCCUGUGCCAGUGCCUGCUCAGCCUGCGACUUCUUCAGCUGGCUUCAUUUUCGGCCAGAACUUGAGCGAACGAGUUGUCAUAAAUGAGAAUUUGAACAACGGGGAAGCGAGUUUAACCGAGCACCAUUCUUCAAACGGCACUUCUGAGUUGUUGUUCACGAGUGCGGCCGCUUCUGUAAAGGAGAAUGCACAGGAGGAGGCCGGGCCGAGCGCGGCGGCGGGCCGCGCGGGGCUGCUGGCGGCGGCGGCGGAGUACGAGCGCUCGCACGCGCCGCCGCCGCCGCCCGCCGCCACCGCCACCACCACCGGCGAGGAGGGCGAGACCAAUGUGUUGCAGAUGUCGUGCCGUCUGUUCGCGUGGGAGAGCGGCAGCUGGCGCGAGCGCGGGCGCGGCGUGCUGCGGCUGAACGAGGCGCGCGCGGGCGGCCCGCCGCGGCUGCUGGCGCGCGUGGCCGGCUCGCUGCGCGUGCUGCUCAACACGCGCCUGUGGCCCGCCAUGGUGGUGCAGCGCGCCGCCGCCAAGUCGCUCCGCAUCACCGCCGCCGACGCCAACAAUCAGAUCAAGCUGUUCCUCAUUAUGGUGACUUUGAUAGUCUUAUACAUACAUAUACAUACAUACAACACGCGCCUGUGGCCCGCCAUGGUGGUGCAGCGCGCCGCCGCCAAGUCGCUCCGCAUCACCGCCGCUGAUGCCAACAAUCAGAUCAAGCUGUUCCUCAUUAUGGUGACUUUGAUAGUCUUAUACAUACAUAUACAUACAUACAACACGCGCCUGUGGCCCGCCAUGGUGGUGCAGCGCGCCGCCGCCAAGUCGCUCCGCAUCACCGCCGCUGAUGCCAACAAUCAGAUCAAGCUGUUCCUCAUUAUGGGUGCACCAGUGGACAUAGCGCAUCUACACAGAGCCCUAACGACGCGGAUCGCACUCACUAAAAGAAUGAGCUCCGAAACAAGUUCCCAAAAAGAGUCCAGGCUUGAGGCUAACGAUGACUACCCGGACAGUUCCUCACUGCCGCGAGACGACAAAUGUCUCGACGAGGCUUGCGACGCGACCGCCACAAGUAAUGCAACUGCCACAGAUGAUGUCAGAGCUACAGAAGACACCAACAUACAAGCCGACCCACAAAAGACUGACAGCGAACCCUCGGAUUCACCAGAAAAUGAAUCUAAAGCUCUAAAACGAAAGGAACCCCCUCACGACGAAUCAUCACCCAAGAGACAGUGCCCCGAUAUAGUAAUCGAGUGAUAAAUAAUUGCAAAAACAGUGUAAAAAUAAGUGUAAAUGUGGACAAGGUUGUUUAUUUCAUUCGCUCAUUCGCGUCGAAACUCUGGGUGUCAUUUGUAAAUGGUAAAGUGUAGAGAAUAUUUAUAAUUAAAUUUUAAUGUAGCGUAAUGCAACAUUGUUGAUUGUUAUUAUGGACUGUCCAUUAUUGACGCUGGGAAGGCAUGGAAUGACCAGCGUUUUGAAGUGCGUUCAGUGGACUGCCAAAUCUUGAAUCCUCAUCUUGAUAUCUCUAUGUAAUGUGAGUUUUGUCUGUUUUUAAAGAAAGCUUGCGUAGAGCCACACUGAAACCAGUACAAUAUCUAUUACAUACACAUACAUAUGGUCACGUCUAUAUCCCUUGUGGGGUAGACAGAGCCAACAGUCUUAAAAAGACUGAUAGGCCACGCUCAGCUAUUUGGUUCAAUGAAAAAAUUUACAUUUACAUACACAUUUAUGUAAAAUACCUCUUUAUAUAUACCUAAUAUAAUAAGACGGGUCCAUGAAUUUUGUGUAACAAUAAUAUCACCAUUGUGUUUAUUUGUUGUAUGAAUAUAUUUGGCGGGCAAAUUGUAAAUUUUGACAUUCCAAUUUUGCAAGAGAACGUUUUGUUUGGAAGAUAUUAAAUACCAAAUAAAUGAAAUCAUGCUGCUGUUUAAUCCUGAUUUGUCAAUAAACAUAAUUUUGUAGUAA
Messenger RNA from Amyelois transitella, 2361 nucleotides. RefSeq names its product ran-binding protein 3 (gene RanBP3). Gene Ontology annotation, cellular component: nuclear pore; cytoplasm. The transcript is spliced from 6 exons. Gene Ontology annotation, molecular function: GTPase activator activity. Gene Ontology annotation, biological process: protein export from nucleus. The record is from RefSeq and is a predicted model, not a curated record. Bases 64 to 1653 code for a protein of 529 amino acids. Lineage: Eukaryota; Metazoa; Arthropoda; Insecta; Lepidoptera; Pyralidae.